GCAGCUCGUAAAGUUCCAGCGAAAAGAACAAGAAAGAGGGUAGUUCUCUACUUCCUAUGACAGCUCUAAUUUCAUCUCUCGCAGCGUAGUCCCGUCACAACCAUAACCCAUGCAACUGGGUCGAAAUAUCGAUGUCUCAAAAUCAUCAAAAUAAGUCACGUCAGACGGCAGUAGGAUCUUGGACAAGGGUUCCAGUAUGCUUCAUUAUAUUUUACUAGGAAUAGUCGCGUGUGUUGUGGCGUGAGUGUACCUGCGGUGGUUGAAGGUCAGGAACUAUUGGGCGGAGCGUGGGGUGCCGCACUUACCACCAAAUCCAAUAUUGGGCAGUUUGACUUUCCUGCAGAAAAUUAAUGUGGGAUUAUGGAUGCGUCAGAUGAACGAAUACUUCAGAACACCCUAUAUCGGCAUCUGGUUGUUCUGGAGACCAGCCCUCAUCAUCAACUCGCCUGAAAUCGCUCGCAGGGUGCUGGUGAAGGAUUCAGGCAGCUUCAGGAACAGGCUCGUAGGGUCUGGUGAUAGUGAUCCUAUUGGGAGUUUGAAUUUGUUCACUAUUAAUGACCCUGAAUGGACAAACUUACGUCGUCGUUUGACAAGCACAUUCACAGCAGCCAAACUCAGAGUAUUACAAGACUACGUUCGUUCUAAGUCCAAGGAGUUGGUACAAAGGAUUCAGAGGGAGCAGAAAAGCCGGAUACCUUUAAAGUCCCUGUUCGUGGACUAUACAACAGAUGUGAUUGGUACAUCAGCUUUCGGUGUAGCCUGCAAUGCCACUCUGACCGGCAAGGAUCCUCUCAGAUCGGUUGCCGAGGGCUUCAUGACAUACAGUCCUGUCAGAGGACUGGGAACUUGCUGUGUGUUCUUUUUCCCGGAGCUGGUUAAUAUUUUUCGGUUUAAGUUCUUCCCAAACUCAGCCACAGAUUACUUCAGGAAGAUCUUCAAAGCUGCAGCAGCACAGCGUGAGGUCAGUGGUACUGUUGGGGAGUCUAAGGACCUGCUGGAUGCUUUGUUGAAACUGAGGAAAGAAACUGUAGAAAAUAAUGAGGGUUAUUCAGAAGACACUAUACUUGCGCAGGCAGCGAUUUUCCUAUUCGGUGGAUUUGACACGUCUGGAUCUCUGCUGGCGUUUAUUACAUACGAAUUAGCCUUCCAUCUGGAUAUACAGGAAAAAGUGUACGAAGAAAUUAUUGAAGCCAAAAGAUUGCAUGGAUGUGAAGAUUUUACACCAGAACAGUUGGCAGAAAUGACUUAUUUUAAUUGUGUUAUCAAAGAAGUUCUACGAAAACACACUUCAAUGGGGUGGCUGGACAGGGUUGCAAAAAUAGACUACCAAAUUGAUGACAAACUGACUAUCAAAGCAGGCACCCCUGUUUACAUCAACUCAAUGGGCAUGCACUACAACCCUGACUACUUCAACGAUCCAGGAAAAUUUGAUCCUGAUAGAUUUCUACCGGAAAAUGAAAAGGACAUAAAACCUUACACUUUUAUGCCUUUUGGGGAAGGUCCAAGGACUUGCAUAGGUCAAAGGUUUGCGUUAAUGACAGUGCGUUAUGCAAUAGCUUACAUGAUGCUGAAUUACAAAGUUCAACCCUUUCCGAAUACCCCGAAGCCAGAAGAUGUGAUUAUUGAGAAGAGAGGGAUGUUUUACAGUCCCGGUGAACCAAUCUGUGUUGAAUUUGUGCCUAGAAUUAGUUAACUUAUAUUAUUUUGUAUUAAUUGUUGGAAAAAAAUUACAAGUAUAGAUAUUAAAACCUACCACCUUCGAAUGUAACUUAUUUAUUAACUUAUACCUGGGUUAUUGUACUAGGCCUCUUUUUUUAGGGUU
Messenger RNA from Maniola jurtina (meadow brown), 1822 nucleotides. Its product is annotated as cytochrome P450 3A19-like. Gene Ontology annotation, molecular function: oxidoreductase activity, acting on paired donors, with incorporation or reduction of molecular oxygen; heme binding; monooxygenase activity. The record is from RefSeq and is a predicted model, not a curated record. The transcript has 10 exons. The coding region runs from base 365 to 1693 and encodes 442 amino acids. NCBI's taxonomy places the organism in Eukaryota, Metazoa, Arthropoda, Insecta, Lepidoptera, Nymphalidae.